This is a messenger RNA of Mycena citricolor, 2256 nucleotides long. Lineage: Eukaryota; Fungi; Basidiomycota; Agaricomycetes; Agaricales; Mycenaceae. The record is from the annotation of a GenBank genome assembly.
AUGCCGUAUCGCUAUCACGACGACCAAGCCGGUUCUGAUGAUGUUCGUGCCGAUCAGACUCGAGGAGAUAUUAGAGAUGUCCAGACACGAACGAAGCCUGCCGGCAUCGACCCGGGGAGCCGGGCCUCCCGCGUCUCGAACCCUCACAUCGCUCUCGAUGCGGAGUUGUCGAACAUCCGGGAGGAGAUAGGGCAACUCCAAGCCCUUUCUGCCCUCCGCUCGGACGAGAGGCGAAAACUCUUGCAGGAGUUAGAACAGCUUAGUGUGGCUCCGGGCAAUGCCAAGGGCAAGAACACCGAUGGCGUUUCUGGAACGGACUACAGCUCGGACGACUUCCCCUGGUACGGAGAGCUCAAGAAUCAAAUGGAGAGAGUAUUCAACAUCCGCGAUUUUCGACUGUGCCAACAAGGCGUAUGUAAUGCCAACAUGGACUCCCGCGAUAUUGUAUGUGUAAUGCCGACUGGCGGCGGGAAAAGCUUGACCUACCAAUUGCCUGCCCUACUGAACCCUGGAUGCACCCUGGUCGUAUCACCCUUGAUCUCCCUGAUUACAGACCAGAUAUUGCACCUUCGCGAAGCAGGCAUCGAAGCUGUGAAGAUCACAGGUGGGACACCAAAAGCAGAGGCUCGCGAGAUCAACAGCAGGCUGGUGGCAAUGGCACAGAAUCGACCAACACAAGGCAGAGAGAUUAAGCUUUGUUAUGUGACUCCAGAGAAGAUCGUUAAGAGCAAGACCUUCAUGUCUAUGUUGCAGAAGCUGGUCGAUGGUGGCCGACUCGCUCGGAUCGUGAUUGACGAAGCCCAUUGUAUUUCACAACUCGGCCACGACUUUCGGCCUGACUAUCAAAAGCUACAUAUACUUCGACAAAACUUCCCACACGUUCCCAUUAUGGCUCUAUCCGCGACAUGUCCCCCACGAGUGCUGGAUGAUCUCUUGCGGGUGCUUGGCCUCAAGGGAGUCGUUGAUGGGAACGAUGCCAAGGUCAACGGAACUGUCUACUUCUGUUCCCCCCUGUAUCGCAAGAACCUUCACUAUAAGAUUCUCCCCAAAGCAGCAGCUCUGAAAGCUCAAAUCACCGCGAUGAAAGAAUACAUACUUGAAAAUCACGCGAACCACACAGGCAUCGUUUAUUGUCAUACCAAGAAGCGACCUCAUCUUGCCAUAGAGGAGUCAGGUCGCGCUGGCCGUGAUGGAAAAGAUUCAGACUGUGUGCUAUACUUCCGACCGGCCGACUUCUCGAACCUGAGUAGCAUGAUGGCGAGUGAACGCGGCGGAGCGGAUAAAUUCCACCACAUGCUUGCAUUUGCCCACGAUCUGGUGGAAUGUCGCAAGAUAGCCUUUGCCAAAUACUUUUCUCAUGCGUCGCAACUGUCGUUGACGUCCUGGGCCACAGCAGAUGCCGAUGCUCUCAGCCGCUGCGGACAUUGCGAUAACUGCAACCGAGAUCCAAAUAGCUUCGAGCGGCGAGACGCGACGUUGGAUUCAUGGAAGGUCCUUCGCAUCGUGGAUGCUUUCAAGACUUCUGGUACUCAGCUGACCCUCGCUAUGCUCACCGACCUGGCCCGCGGCAACAGUAGCGGCAAGGAUAAGGCCGCGCUUGAUUUGGAGGAUGUGUGCCAAGGCAAGGUCGAACUGACGAAAGAUGAUCUGGAGAGUCUGCUGGUGGAACUUGUGGUCAAGAAGUAUCUCGUGGAAAACUACCACUCGACAGCAUACAAGACCGUGGCGUACCUCUCCAACGGACCUCUGGCCCUGCAGUUCACGCGCUUCUCCAAACAGAGGCUGGAAACCGACUCACUUGCGCCGAAGCUUGAGUGUUGUUUCAGGACAAAGCAACCGAAGGGUAAAGGAAGGAACAGGGCCAGGGAGAGCAUCGGCAGCAAGCGCAGGCGAGAGCCCGAAAGCGAAGACCACGAGCACAAUGAUUUCUCGGAUGAGGAUAUCGAAGAGCUUGAAGAGCCAGAUUUCUACGGAGAGAUGGAUGAUUUCAUUGUCCCAGACAAGCAACCGAGCAGAAAAGCGAUCGGCUCUCGACGACGGCCUUCCGGAGUCCAUGAAGCAUUUGACCACAUAAGUUUGGCCGACUCGUCGGAUGUCGAUGUUCCGUGGUCAUACUCCAUGCGCGACGGCCCCAAGGAUUCACCAGCAAAGAGGCGACGUGUUGGCACUUCGACGAACAGUGUUCGGAGUAGUGCCAAAUUCAAGAGGAUCGCGUUGGAUUGUGAAAGAGAGGUUAUAGAAUUGUCAGAUUCAUGA